GGAGGAGGAGGAGGAGGAGGAGGAGGAGGUAUCACGGUGUUCGUAAACAGAAAAGUGACAGUCCAUCAGUUGGACGUAGAAAAUUGAAGAAAUAAGAAGAGAGACUUAGUUGAACGUUGUCGAGAGGAAGGAAACCCGUUGACGACGUUCGACGCUCACGCCUCCCCGCUAGGAAUUCUCUACCGUGGUUCAAGGUCUUCUAAAAUCAUCCAAGUACGUGCAGAGAGAGAGAGAGAGAGAGAGUUAGUCGGUCUGCCUGCCAAGGCUCCUCGAAAGAACACGACAGAGGUUUACUCUUUCUCACGAGAAAAACAACUUAUUGUUAGUUGGAUUCUGAUUUUGUUUCUUGAUUCUGGUGGUGCUUGAGAGAUUUGGUGCAGGAUAGUGCGCGCGCGACGUUGACAUUAAUAACAACGUUGACGUUGACAGUGACGUCGUUGACAGUGACGUGCUGCUAACGUUGACGUUUUAUACCUCCUUUCUCCGUUAAGAAAAAUAAUCCUCGAUCUAACGUACUUUCAAAGCUGUGCAAAAGAAUAUAAGAGGAACAGGUACGAGAGGAUCGAGAGAAUUUUGGAAAUUCAUCCAGAAUAAGAAGAAGAAGAAGAAGAAGAAGAAGAAUUAUGUGUGCCAAUCGAUGAAACAGAGUCUUCCUUUCUGAUUGUUUCGAGUAAUUCCACUGCCAAAAAGGGAGACUUUAGAAGUUUCGAGAUAGAGAAAGAAAAAUACAACAAGAAAAAAUAGAGUUAGAUAGACAAGGAGAAAGAUGCCAAGCUGUUAGAUUAGUUUAAGAGAGCCCACAUAACUUGGAAGUCUUCCCGAAGAAACAUUGUUGCUGUGAUUCCAAUCUAAGAAGAAUAAAUCUCCCCUAGUUCGUCAUUAAGAUCAACAUCGAGGAGUAUCGUCUUGUACAUGGCAAUGCGGUGCCAUCAUCGUCGAACCUUAUCGCGCAGUUAUUCAUCGUGUUACUUAGAGUGGAAUUUACAAGAAUAACAGCUAGGAUGUUCGGGAAGGUGCCAGUCGGUAUAAAUUCAAACGUAGGCCCUGGACCACCAGCACCAGCACCUAAUCAAAAUCCCACGAGCAAGGUGUCGUACGGUACGAGGCCAACGACUGGGACAACAACGUGCCUUUCGUGUUACGAAGUAGUACCAGCUGUUCUUCAGUCGAGUGCUUCCGAUGAUAAAGCAAAGUCUUGGUGUCCGGUGCUAUCCGAGUCAUCGUCAACUUGUAAUCCUACGCAAGAUCGUUCCUUCCCCUUGUCCACUUCGUCAUCCGUUUCGGAGAUCAACGGAGUGACGAGAAACGAACAACAACAACAACAACAAGCUUCCUUUUCGACAAACAGAAAUCUACAACUCGCAAAUAAAUCCUCGUCUUCCAUUAAAGAUUCCACGAGGAUUCACAGAUGUUAUUCCAAUCCGAAUUGUCCUGGACUAGCGAGUACAACAACGAAAACGUCUAUCGGUAGUAUUUCGCCAAGAUCCCAGAGAAUUACAAUCAACUCUGUCUCUUCCAAUCUCGAACCGAAACUUACGAGAAAACAUUCGGUCGGUAGUCGAGAGUCCAAAUCUAACUUUCGAGAUUUUGGUCAAUCGAGAAAUAACGAUGAUAGUUGUCACAAUGUCGAGGAAGUUCCAAACGUCGUUGAGGAAUACAUGGAUCCUUCAACGAUCCUGACGGGCACAACUUCGACCGUUCAUCAAACUCGAGCUAUGCAAAAAUCAAGCUGCUCGAGGUCUAACUCAACACCAUCAACAACAACAACAACAACAACAACCUGCGAUAAUCCUUGUUGCUUCGAAAAAAGUGAUUCUAUCUCGGCCAAGGAUCAUUAUCAUCAUUAUCAACAACAACACCACCACCACCACCACCAUCAUCACCAUCAUCAUCGCAACAAUCUUGCCCGAACACCGGCCGAACUUUUGCAACAAAAUUGCAUCGAUUUCGUCAUCCAAGAUUUACCAACUGAAUUACAAUCGUCUCCUAGAAGUUACAAGGAUCGUGAAAAAACUCGGGACACUUGGAGACCAACCGAGAUGGAAGGAAAUUUGUGCGGAUUGAAUUCUUCUUGCUCUUCUUCCGGUGACAACAGCAACUUCCAAGAUGGUAGCACGUCCAAGAGAAGAACCGGUGCAUCCUGUCAAGCCCUAAGGCACGCCGUUGCUUCCUUGAAUCGUCUCGAUGACUUUUAUAUGGAGAAAAUUGGCGCUGGUUUCUUUUCCGAGGUGUACAAGGUUACACAUAAGGUAACUGGUCAAGUGAUGGUCCUAAAGAUGAACCAGCUGCCUGCUAACAGGCCAAACAUGUUAAAAGAGGUUCAACUUAUGAACAAGCUCAGCCAUUCGAACAUACUCAGGUUCAUGGGAGUUUGUGUCCACGAGGGUCAACUUCAUGCAUUGACGGAAUACAUAAACGGUGGUAGUCUUGAACAACUGAUAAUGUCACGGCAUACACCGUUGCCCCACCUGAUUCGUAUGAAUCUUGCAAGAGACGUGGCACGUGGUAUGGCCUAUUUGCACAGUCGUGGCCUCUUUCAUCGGGAUUUAACUUCAAAGAACGUUCUCAUUAAGAAGGAUGAGAAUACGACUGAGAUGACAGCGGUGGUCGGUGAUUUUGGAUUAGCAGCUAAGAUACCAGAUCCUAGUUCGGGUUAUAGAUUGAGCACGGUCGGCAGUCCUUAUUGGAUGUCACCGGAAUGUUUGAAGGGUCAAUGGUACGAUCACAGAUCGGACGUUUUCUCAUUUGGUAUAGUAGUUUGCGAACUGAUCGGUCGCGUUCCUGCUGAUCCAGACGUUCUACCACGCUCAGAUAACUUUGGCCUCGAUUAUCUGGCCGUGGCGGAGAUCUGCGCGGCUGCCGACCCACCACCUGCCUUCCUUCAGCUAGCCUUCGAUUGCUGUACCUACGAACCAAAAUCGAGACCAACCUUUCCGGAAAUCACGUCCAGUCUCGAUAGCAUGAUCGGCAAUUACGAAGAGGAAUCUAAAAAUAAUAUUGGUAAUAGACAAUCGGCCGAUCCAACUCUAAUGUCCAGCAUGGACGAAAUCGUACGAGAAGGUCGUACGAUGAGACGAAGGACAGCUAGACUUAGAAGUCAAUCAGCCGAUGCGAGAGGUUGUGAUAAUGCUACGCCAUCGGAUAAAGCCAGAUGUCAUUCGGCGAGAAGAGUAGCUGAAUUAGCUAGCAGAAGAGACCCACAUUAUAGACCGAUGACAGCCAAUCCAUUUCACGCGUUGGGUGGCGUUAAGAAAAUUUUGGGAGAUUUAUUUUCAAGUUGUUUGGAGUUGCCAUCGCUCGAGGAUGUUAGACCAAGCGUUACCGAUACCGUUGGCAAAUUUAAGCCAGCACAAAAUGAUAGUAUCGCCAAAAUUCUCGAUAGAAAGAAACCUAAUUCGGAACCUAGCAGUCCAACGGCAAGAAAGAAAUGGGAAAGGAAGGUGGCUACUAAAGUCGGCGCGGCUAGUCUUUUCGCUCAUCCCCUUUUCCGAGAUGGUUGGGAACCAAGAAGAAGAGGUAGCUGCGAGUCGGGUUUCUGGAGUUGCGUUGGAGAAGAUCUCAGUCCUGAACCACCUAAUCGUCGACACACAUCAACCCUUAGCAGUUCAGCAGCUAGUAGUUUAUUCUUAUUGGACGAUCAUAGAACCAGUUCUAUUUACACGGAUUCUUCCGAGGACAUAGCAAGUCUCGGUGGUGGAGAUUCUUCUUGUUGGGAGGAUAGACUUAGUGGGAUAGGAUCUUCUAGUAAAACGAUUUCAAAGAUAGUCGAAUAUUUUGAAAGGAAACAGGCAACGGCAGGUAGUUUGAGACUUUGCGAUCACGACUCGGUAGUUCCUAGUAGGAUGAGUUUGUUGAAAGCAAGUUUGGAGGGUCCAGUUCCAUUGUGUAGUAUUUCGGCAGCUCAGAGGCUGGUUGUUUGCGAGGGUGCUGUUCGCAGCAAGUUGCCACUUUUCGAUAAAAAAUGAUCCAGUCUGUUAACACGCGAGACAUUCGUUACUUAGACUUUUCUUAUUUGACCUUCCCACGUGUCAAAGGAAGGCAUUUUUCUUCUAACCCGAGAAGCAAGCACGCUCUGUUGCGCAUAAUAGAUGUCGUUGAGAAUGUUCAAAAAGAUAAAUAAUAUCCAAAUAGAUAUAUAUAUAUGUAUGUAAUUGUAUAACUGAAUGAAAUCUAGCAACCCGACUGUGAUGUUUUUGAUAAUCUACAUAGAAAAAAAAAAUAAAAAUAAUAAAAAUACCGCGAACGUGACCACUGAAGUUUAAUUACAAAGAAUAUUAGAGUACAGAUUAUUAGCGCAGGCGAUCUAUUAUGCGCAACACGAUGCUUGCUUGCAUUAUUAUAUGGUAUGUCUGUUUUCACUUUCAAAUUUAUUAUAAUAAAUCACAAGUUAAAAUUGCAAAUAGUGGCCUAAUUUGUUAAUAUGCUAGAACAACCAAAAUUUCGUCCAUUGAUGCAAUAAUAUUUUCGUAAUAUUGUCCAAUAAUUGUUUGUUCAUAGUAAACUUUAGACGCACACAAUGAUCACACUGAUCAAACUGGAUCAACUAUGAAUAGAAUAGAAUGAUUAAACAGACGUACCAUAUAUGCACACACACAUAUAUAUAUUUUUUUUUUUUCGUGCACCGAUCAUGGGGGCAAAAGUAAACAAAAGGAUAAAAACAAUAUAAAAAUGUUUAGUUGAAAUAACGAAGAUCAGUGCGAAAGGGAGGGAGCAUUGUUCAAGCCCUUUACUUUUUUGCAGUGCCUCGCAGUUCCUAGUAUAUAUAUAUAUAUAUAUUAUCCAUUUCCGUCCUUCCGCACGUGUGUAGAGAUCCAGAAAAUUUGAAUCUUUUUAGGGGAGGGGAAAAAAAGGGCCGAUGACUAAAACAUGAUAGUAAAAAAAAAAAAA
Molecule: messenger RNA, 4887 nt
Organism: Polistes dominula (European paper wasp)
Lineage: Eukaryota; Metazoa; Arthropoda; Insecta; Hymenoptera; Vespidae
Gene: cdi
Product: serine/threonine kinase
Biological process (GO): protein phosphorylation; actin cytoskeleton organization
Cellular component (GO): cytoplasm; nucleus
Molecular function (GO): ATP binding; protein serine/threonine kinase activity
Source: RefSeq, a predicted model, not a curated record